Lacerta agilis (Sand lizard) is the source of this 1443-nucleotide messenger RNA. RefSeq names its product kyphoscoliosis peptidase-like. The record is from RefSeq and is a predicted model, not a curated record. NCBI's taxonomy places the organism in Eukaryota, Metazoa, Chordata, Lepidosauria, Squamata, Lacertidae. The coding region runs from base 1 to 810 and encodes 269 amino acids. The transcript has 7 exons.
AUGGGAGGAGCACAAGCAUCAACACUGCCUCGGGAAGAAGAUCUGUAUGAUUAUCCAUGGGAUAAAUCCAAUAAGAAAUCAAUACAAAUAGACUUGGCAAAGUUUAAGGAACUGGAUGCCUAUGCACAGAAGGUGAAUGUCAGGAAUAGCGUGGAAAACCUGGUGAGUGUCUUGCUCAAAAAAGCACACGGGGACCUGGAGAAGGUCCGAGCCAUUUGGAUGUGGAUUUGCCAUCAUAUAGAAUAUGACGUGGAAGGCUGCUAUAACCUGGGCAAGGUGUCUUUUAAGCCAGCUGAUGUUCUUCAGUCAGGAAAGGCUAUUUGCGGUGGAUAUGCUCGACUCUUUCAAGAAAUGUGCAGUAUUGCAGGGAUACAGUGCGAGUAUUUGCGAGGCAUCUCCAAAAUAAAGGGGAAGAGCAGCCAUGCCUGGAAUGCUGUUCGCGUUGAUGGAAGGUGGCAUCUCUUAGACUGCACCUGGGGAAGUGGAACUGUGGAUGCUGCUGUUGGCAAGUUCACUUUCAGGUACGAUGAGUUUUACUUCCUUACCCACCCCGCUCUGUUUAUUAAGGAGCACUUCCCUGAUGACCCCAAGUGGCAGCUUCUGAGACAGACGGUGACACUGGAGGAAUUUGCACAACAGCAUGAUCUUGACUUAAAUACACCAGGACUGACCAUCGCAUUCAUCAGAACAUCAACCACUGAAAAUGGGUACUUCCUCGCCCGUCUUGUUCUGAUUAUUAGCACUUCCCAGUUGAUCCUAAACGUGCAGCUUCUGAAGCAGACAUCUGCACCUGCAGCAGCUCGAACGUAAUCCACCUACCGUGUAAUUUGAUAUCCUUCGAGGAUAGUCACUUGGCAUCACUGCUAAACUGACCAUGGUUUUGAUGCACAGGGUUUUGGCUUGAUUCAUUGUUUACAUACACAAAGUUUCAAAAAGUGAAAAAAAUAAAUAUAACAUGAUCCUUGUUUCAAUGAGCUUUGAAAUAUAUGCUAAAAUCGAUUGCAGUAGCUAUUUACAAAUUUACAGUAUAACAAAGAAAUCGGGGGGACGUUCCAGGAUUUCUUUUUAAAGGCCAUAUCAAAAAAUGAGUAAAGUGGGAACCCCUAGAUUGAUUUUGAAAAGCAGAUAAUGAAAGGGUACAAUUAAUGUUUAGCCAUAAACUUGUUCAUAUAAAAGUGUGUGGAACUCCCCCCCCAAAAAAUCAUUUGAUUUCCAGACUUUCAGAACUUAUAUCCUUUACAGCACAGCAACACAAAUCAUUAGCAUUUUAUCCACCAUAUUCUUGAGACACCCUAAUGUGGCCCAUUCACAUAAAGUAGUAGCAGAUUUUUUUUAAUAUAGCAAACAGUAAAUAAAAAGAGUACAAUCCAUAAAUUGGUGCAAACCUUUGAGGUUUGCCUUUGAUUUCCCAGUGUGUUUGUAAAAUGCAAUAAAGUUUCACUG